GUCCUGAGAGAUAAAAAUGUCUUUCGAGCUUCAUUCGAAUUUGUCCUUGAUUUUUUGGCCACUGAAAACCUUUUCGUGCAAACGUCUUUUCCUAAAAAAGAAAAUGAUACAUUAACCGAGAGCAUUAUUAUUAUGAGACGGGGAACAGCUGAUCAGUCGUGUUGUGCACGCGAGCGAGCGAACAUUUGUAAAUUCGAUGAAAUCAUGUCGAAGUACUUUUUCUCUGUACUCGCAAGUACCCCAUUUUUAACAUGAACGAUGAUAAAAACGAUAAAAAUUUUGACGAAACGAGUAGUCGACCAGCCACCCCGAGGGAGGACGACUGUUGUGGCAAUUCCUGCAAUCCAUGUGUCUUCGAUGUACACAAACAAUUGUUGGAACAAUACAACAGGAGAAAAGCUCAGGGAAUCGAGAAUAGUCGACGCAAUAACUUCUUGAAUCCUUUAUUGUAUAAAAUAUUCUCCGUCAAGAAUAUUCUCGUUGUUGCGGAUAAUUAUGUGAAACUUGUACUCGAUUGUAGUCAACAAAUUGAACGAAAUUCCAAAAUAAUUUUGCUUCCUGGACAACACAUAAUAUUGUAUGCCCAAAACAAAAAAUCGAGGCCUUAUACACCGAUAUCUUGGACGAAUGACAGUUUGGAACUUCUGAUCAAAGUUUAUGUAAAUGGUGAGCUAUCGAGUUAUUUGGCUAAUGCGAAAAUUGCCGAUGAAAUUCGGGUCAGGGGGCCUUACGGUGAUUUUGUGUACGAGAAAAAUCGUUUUAGCGAAAUCGUCGCAUUUUGCAUCGGUUCGGGGAUUGCCGCGAUUUAUCCAAUCGCAAGAUCAGUAGUCGACGAGGAGACCGACGAAACAAGAUUUCAUCUCGUUGCUGGAUUUCGAACGACGGCGGAAAUUCCCCUGAGAAUAGAAUUGCAACAGUUAUCUGAUUAUUGGAACGUCAAAUGUACUCUGCAAAUAUCGAGCCCAAUGUGGGACGGAGUUAGUCCAAACGGGAUAGAAAUUCAACGAGGUCGAUUAAACGAAUUUACUUUCAACGAACUCGUCAAAAAUUGUUCAACCGCUAAAACUCUGAUUCUCAUUUGUGGAACACCAAAAUUUAACGAGAGUUUGGAACGUUGGAGCAGGAAUCGUAAUUUUUUUCAUUAUCAUGUUUUCAGUUGAUUAAAUUUUUCACAAAAAAUAUAACUUUUGUAAUGACUUA
Molecule: messenger RNA, 1200 nt
Organism: Venturia canescens
Lineage: Eukaryota; Metazoa; Arthropoda; Insecta; Hymenoptera; Ichneumonidae
Product: NADH-cytochrome b5 reductase-like
Exons: 4
Coding region: 252-1160 (302 amino acids)
Molecular function (GO): cytochrome-b5 reductase activity, acting on NAD(P)H
Source: RefSeq, a predicted model, not a curated record